AAACACCUCAACUGCCAUCUGAUCCCAGGCAGUAUGGCCGACGCAGAGCAGCCAGAAGCUGGGCCCAGCGAGCCCCAGGGACGCGAGGUGGUAUACUGCGGAGUGUGCUCAUUGCCCCCAGAGUACUGCGAAUAUGGAGGCACUGUUAAGAAAUGCCAGGACUGGCUGCAGAAAAACAACCCCGAGAUGUACGACAGGAUCUGGUCGCCCGAGGCCCUCCAGGCUGCGACCGCCGCAUUGUCUGUCGAAGCACAACAACGAGCCGAGAAGGAUGCAAAGAAGAAGGCAGCCAAGGCUGAGGCCGCUGAGGCAAAACAUGCCGACAAGCUCAAGAAGAGUGUAGUCACUGUCAAGAGGAUUGAGCGGAAUAAGAGGAAAUAUGUCACGAGCGUUUCCGGUCUGGAGUCUUUCGGACUUGAGUUGAAGAAGGUUGCAAAGGACUUUGGAAAGAAGUUCGCAACGGGCUCCUCCGUAACAAAGGUCGCAUCUGGCGGCGAGGAGAUUGUGGUGCAGGGAGAUGUCAGCGACGAGAUCAAAGAGUUCAUCGUCGAGAAGUACAAGGAUGUGCCAGAAGAAAACAUCGAGCUGGUCGACGACAAGAAGAACAAGAAGAAGGACGCUGCCACUGCCGCUGGUUAG
This is a messenger RNA of Pyricularia pennisetigena, 639 nucleotides long. RefSeq lists its product as uncharacterized. Gene Ontology annotation, molecular function: translation initiation factor activity; mRNA binding. The record is from RefSeq and is a predicted model, not a curated record. Gene Ontology annotation, biological process: formation of translation preinitiation complex; translation reinitiation. Lineage: Eukaryota; Fungi; Ascomycota; Sordariomycetes; Magnaporthales; Pyriculariaceae. The annotation marks the transcript as partial. The transcript has 4 exons.